Messenger RNA from Sus scrofa (pig), 1319 nucleotides. The record is from RefSeq and is a predicted model, not a curated record. Lineage: Eukaryota; Metazoa; Chordata; Mammalia; Artiodactyla; Suidae.
UAGGUCAUUAAGUGGUGAUCUAGAAGUUGAUACCUGUAGCUCAUCACAUUUUCCUGGAAAUUGGGAAUGGAGGGUCCCUGGGAGAGAAACGAAGAGUCAGGUGCUAAAUGCUGUGUCAGAGUAGAGGGAGGAGGGGUGGAGUGGGGGGGGUGACUGCCCAGCUGAUGUCAGAUUUUCAAAUGAGCAGGGUCUCCCGGCAGCCAGUACUGACUCCAAUGCAGGGGCUGUCACAGGUCCAGACCACCCCAUUUGAGGGGGGGAGUCUGCCUGGGACUCAGUUACUUUCAGCUCCUUUGGGGAGGGCUCUAGCCCAGACUCAGGAUGCCUGCAAUGGGGGAAGGGCAGGUUGUGAGACAGUAACGAUGGGGGUGUGCACAGGGGCUGCAGGCAGAGCAGCUAGGCUCCCCCACUGGCCAGACGAUUGGUAUGCGCCAGGAUCUGAGCAGCUCCUUCUAGCAUCCUUCAUCCUUCAGGUAUUUGGGCAGUGCUUGAGCUGGAGAAACGGGGACCAGUCAGUCCUCCACCAGCCUCUGACCCUCCCCUCCCCCGUGGCCUUCUCUGUAUUAGUUGCUUUGGCUGCUGCGUCAGAUACUCUCAGCUGCAACUCCCUGCAAGGUGGGGCACCCAUCUCAGGCAGAAGGUUUUGGUGCACCCCAGAUCCCACUCCCCAGGACUGACACUGCCUGUGGCCUCAGGAUGAAAGGGGAGACCCCUGUGAACAGCACUAUGAGCAUUGGGCAAGCCCGCAAGAUGGUGGAACAGCUUAAGAUUGAAGCUAGUUUGUGCAGGAUAAAGGUGUCCAAGGCAGCAGCAGACUUGAUGACUUACUGUGAUGCCCACGCCUGUGAGGAUCCCCUCAUCACCCCUGUGCCCACUUCGGAGAACCCUUUCAGGGAGAAGAAAUUCUUCUGUGCCCUCCUCUGAGCUGCCCUGUCCCCUCCUCACAACUCUUCACCUCUCCCACUCCCUGGCCUUUUCUUACUUAGGUCAGGAAUUGUCCUGAGCCCCUGAGGGUCCCCGCAUCUCAUCUCUAGCCCUUGCCCAACCCUGUGAAGUUAUCUGAAGCACAAGACCUUCUCUCACCUAUUUGCUGACCCCAUUUCUUCGCCCACUCUGGCCGACCCAAAGCUCCCCGUGACUCGGGGCACCUUUAGCUCCUCCCACAGAAGGGCUGUCAGACUCUGCCGGGGUCCCGCCUGCUUCCCUCUGUGACCUGCUCAGACAAUGGAGAGAGGGAUGGAGUGGGUGCCUGCUGUCAGUCUCACCUGGAGCUGCUGGAAGGUAAAGCCUUUUGAAGAAUAAAGUCAUCCAGAGUCUCA